AUGACUGGCACCGAUAACCCCAACCCCGGCAACUUUGCCAACCGACCCAAGGAAGAGGUUCAAGAGAUUGCUUCCAAGGGCGGAAAGUCCAGCCACUCCGGUGGAUUUGCCAGCAUGGACGCCGACAAGCAGAUCACCCAGCGAGAGAUUGCUUCUGAGGGCGGCAAGGCAUCAUCGGGCUCUUUCGAGCCUGGUAGUGAGAAGGCCAAGGAAGCUGGUCGCAAGGGUGGACUGGCUUCCUAG
Messenger RNA from Fusarium musae, 243 nucleotides. RefSeq lists its product as uncharacterized. The transcript has 3 exons. The coding region runs from base 1 to 243 and encodes 80 amino acids. Lineage: Eukaryota; Fungi; Ascomycota; Sordariomycetes; Hypocreales; Nectriaceae. The record is from RefSeq and is a predicted model, not a curated record.